Messenger RNA from Hippoglossus stenolepis (Pacific halibut), 3683 nucleotides. RefSeq names its product caveolae-associated protein 4a. The record is from RefSeq and is a predicted model, not a curated record. Gene Ontology annotation, cellular component: cytoplasm; caveola. Gene Ontology annotation, biological process: regulation of gene expression. The transcript is spliced from 2 exons. NCBI's taxonomy places the organism in Eukaryota, Metazoa, Chordata, Actinopteri, Pleuronectiformes, Pleuronectidae. Bases 260 to 1243 code for a protein of 327 amino acids.
GCGGCUGAAUUCAGGUUCCCUCUGGUUCUGAAGACUUUUUAAAAAGGGUAGGUGGAGUUUCCCCUCUCCCCCUCUCCCCAGACCUCAGUUUGGUCACAGCAGCUGGGUGUUGCCUCUCUCCGGUCUCUCUGCUGGUAACCCCAACGGUCCUGGUCCUGCUCCCCCAACUACACCACACAUCUGCCACUCCUAAGCAAGUUUCAAACAAACUGGAACCAAGAGAUUGAAGAUUUUAGACACAAACCAUCAAAACCCUCCAAUGGAUCAGCACAAGUAUCGCACGGCGGGCGUCCAGGAGAAGCUGGAGAUCAUCGGGGUGGAGGAUGAGGCCGGGAACCCCAUCAGCGCCCUCACUAUCCUGUCGCUGCUGGAGCGCGUGGCUGGCAUCAUCGACAACGUCCAGUCCUGCCAGCAGCGCAUGGAGGAGCGUCAGCUGGACCUGGAGAACAACAUCAAGACCAUCCAGGGCGACGUCCUGAAGCUGGCCAAGGACCACACCGACACCAGCAGCACGGUGGAGAAGCUCCUGCAGAAGACCCGCAAAGUCAGCGCCAACGUCAAGGAGGUGCGGACGCGCGUCGAGAAGCAAAACGUGCGAGUCAAGAAGGUUGAAUCUACGCAGGACGAGCUGCUGACCCGCAACAAGUUCCGGGUCGUCAUCUAUCAGGGGGAGACAGAGGUCCCAUCAGUGGCCGUCACUAAGUCUCCUAAAGGACUCGGCCUGGAUGGGCUGGAGAUUGAGCCCGACUCCUACGACGUCCCCGCUGACCUCUCCUCUGAUGAAGAGUACCUGAGCGUGGAGGAGACGGACUCCUCGCGAGCUGCUCGCCUCAAGAAAUCUGUGGUGAAGAGCACAGAGUCCCUGAAGGCCGCCUUCUCCAAGGAGAAGAUGAACAAAACUAAAGACAACCUCGGCACCAAGUUCCACAACCUGGGCGAGAAGGUCAUGCCGCACGAGCGCCGGGAGAAGAUGCACCAGGCCGGCGAGCGGCUGAAGCAGUCCGGCGAGCGGCUGAAGGAGAACAUCGCCAAGAAGGCUCCGAGCAAAGAGACCUUCCGCAUCAAGCUAAAGAAGGAGAGGGCCGUCGCUGAGGGACAGGAGGGCGCAGAGGCCGACCCCGAGGCCCAGGCCCAGGUCGAGGAUCCACAGGAGCCUUCUCCGGGGGUCGCCUACACCGAAGUUGGCCUGGAAACCAAGAGGGAGGGGCCAGUGGAGGAGGCUGGCGCCACCCGGAUAGGAUAGAAAGACAACAUGAAGAAGAUUGCACGCGACUGGACAGCGCUGACAGGGAGAGGAGUUGGGAAACUCGUCUGUGAUUGGUCGACAACAAGGAUGGACAUUUUCAUUAGACUUGAGAUGAAAACAAAAUAUCAAUAUACGAACUGGUUAUUUAUUAAAUGUGCAAAUUAACGUCACGUGACUGUUAAAUGUUUUCACAGGUUUUAACAAACACAUCAACUAAACCACUUGAUCUGAUACAAACUGGGACGUGAAUGUGAGAAUCGUUCUUUGUGAUUUAGGUUUCAGGUUUUCGAUUUUAAAUAAAAGUUAAAGUUGUGUUUGAUUAAAUUAUGAAUCCAGAAGAGAGAUUGUUAUGAUGUCACUGGGGUCAAAGUGCAGAUAAGUUUUAUGGUUCGAAGAAAAAUACCCGAGCAAGAAUUUGAUCCAACGUAGAAAAGACGUUUGAAGAUCUUUGAUCUGGAUAUUCAAACCGUGUGCAGGCCUCAGCUGGUCUCUGAGAAGCCUGGUGGGACAGAACGUGUACAAGUACAAGUGGAGUAAAACAUCAGCUGAGACAGAGAGUUGUAGCAGCGCCGUCACUUCCAUUUUCUUUCUCUUCAUUCAUACACUGGCAGAUUUCUAUUAAAGAAAUAUACAAGUUAUUCCUGCGGCUCCCAGGAGGAUAAUCAGCCGGAGUUCACGUCUGUUACUGUCGGGACGUCGCUGAUUCCAGGCUGGUCAGAUCCUAACCCAUUUCAAAUAGCAAAUAUAUUUGAUAUUUAUCUUUCAUAUUUGAGAGCAGUAGUAUGUCGUAUGAAAGGAGCAGCGAUUGAGCAGAAACCUGCGAUAGCCAAUGAGAGCGAGCGGACCAGGAAGUUCCACUUACCUGAAUCCUUGUGUUCAAAACUGAAACAUGGCGUAAAGAAGACCUUUGUGUCUCGUACCAAGUGGACAGUUGAAGAGGACACAUUAGACGAUUCACAUUGUCUAAUGUGUCCUGUUGUUUGUGAGGAACGCAACCAGCUGACGAGGACGCAGACCGACUCCAUGUUUGUUUUCAUUCUGAAGUCACGUCUGAGUUUCUGUGAGGUCUCAAGUGGAGUGCGUGUUCCUGCGUCUCGACUGGAUCCUCUGUGUCGUUCUCUUAUUCAAUAGAAUAAAAAUCAGUUCCAUCUGCUGUUCUGUCUGUGGUUUUUAAAAUCAGUUACGUUUUAAGGCUACAUCCACACGACUGCGAUCUCGGAUCAGUUUUAAUCCUCGUCCACUAAAACACCUGAAAACAGAGAUCACAUGACCUCAUGUCCACUGAGCAUGUGUGUGCCGGUGUAAACAGACAUCUGGUCUCCUCAUGUAAGCAAGUAACACUUUGAUCCUCCAUGUUGUUUCUACUCUGGUAGCUGAGGCUGGUUGUUCAUGAAGGAGGUCACAUGACAAGAACCUGACGAAUCAGAGGAGGCUACGUCGUGACCGUAAAGACCCAAUCAGCAAGAGGUUGUGAGCGUCCACGACAUUGUUUCCAAUAUACAUGUUGUUAGUGGGUUUAAGGUGGACUGAGCUCUGGGGUUAAUGGGUUUAAGGUGGACUGAGCUCUGGGGUUAAUGGGUUUAAGGUGGACUGAGCUCUGGGGUUAAUGGAUUUAAGGUGGACUGAGCUCUGGGGUUAAUGGAUUUAAGGUGGACUGAGCUCUGGGGUUAAUGGGUUUAAGGUGGACUGAGCUCUGGGGUUAAUGGGUUUAAGGUGGACUGAGCUCUGGGGUUAAUGGGUUUAAGGUGGACUGAGCUCUGAUGUUAAUGGAUUUAAAGUGGACUGAGCUCUGGGGUUAAUGGGUUUAAGGUGGACUGAGCACUGGUGUUAAUGGAUUUAAGGUGGACUGAGCACUGGUGAAAGUAUGUUUAAGGUGGACUGAGCUCACGUGUUAGUGAAUUUAAAGCUGUUUUUGCACUGCUGCAUUUUAGCGUAUGAUUGUUUUACUUUAGUUUCCAGUUUUGCUGCUUGAUAUUUUCCUUUUGAAUUUGACUGAACGUUUAUUUUCCUGGAGUGAUGAAUGACAUCAGGUUUUUUCAGUCAGAAAGUACUGUUUCUGUAGAAUCUUAGCUUUUAUUGCGCUGCCAUUAUACAUUAGUUUGGUGUCUUGUUCUGAAGAGUAUAUUUCCUGUAUGAUAAUAUAUAGCUUUGGUAACUCACAGUAUUUAUGUCCCUGUGCUGCUGCUGCUGCUGCUGCUGCUGAGUGGAUUUACUGCAGUAGAUUAAUAGAAUUUGGUUUGAACGUUUUUAACAAGGUUUCAUUUCUAACUUAUGUCAGACUUUUUUUCAUUUUGGACACAGUUCAGUUUCCAUUUUGUGUUUUGUUGCAAACUCAUCCGACUGAAGAGCUGAGCUGGUGUUUGGAUCUGAGGCCAACACGCAGCACCACAAUCGUUUUGUUCUGUUUUUUGUAUAAAUAAAGUUCUCAUGAAACCUC